This is a messenger RNA of Cuscuta europaea, 1105 nucleotides long. The record is from the annotation of a GenBank genome assembly. Lineage: Eukaryota; Viridiplantae; Streptophyta; Magnoliopsida; Solanales; Convolvulaceae.
GUCUUAUGUAAAUAUUAUUACGUCACUUAUUAGAGAAAAAAAUACAAAAUCAAAGCGGAGGGAAUGAAGAAUUUUUUCCCCAUAUAAAUACAUGAGCUGAAACGUUGGUUUUGCUUCCACUUAGCUGUAUUAUUACUUCCUCCAUUGUUAUUUUGGAAUAUUUUGGAAUACAAAAUAUAGAUACAUAAAAAUUCUUGUGAUCAGUGAGUUAAUAAUGGAAAUGGCAAAUUCAAAAGGGGAUCAGCAAGAGAGGAAGAGAAUGAGGCAAAAUGGUGGAGGGUGUGAGAAAUCACCGAAUUGCCCUCGAUGUGACUCCGCCAACACCAAGUUCUGCUACUACAACAACUACAGCCUCGCUCAGCCGCGGUUCUUCUGCAAGUCCUGUCGCCGGUACUGGACUAAAGGCGGCACGCUCCGCAACGUCCCCGUCGGCGGCAGCUGCCGGAAAAGCAAGAAGUCACAUUCCGCCCGAGGGCCGCGGUUCCAAACCGGGCAGGACGACCCCAUUAUCAUCAACCCAUCACCGCCCUCCCUCCUGCAACCGCCUCUGCCGCCGUUUGACAUUCCGCCGCCGAUCAACGCCACCGAUUUUCUCGGAAGUUAUGGGUUUCUGGGAAGUGGGUUUCUCCAAACCCCAACAAACGGGCAGUUUUUCAAUUUUGUGAACGUGGAGAAUGGCUCUGGGAAUCCAUAUGAAGUGGGGUCUUACCCUAAUCCAAGAGAUGAUCAAGAAGAUCAGAGCAGGGCAAACUUGGGAUUUCCAUGGCAUCUGCUUGGAGGAGAUAAUGAAGGCGGCAACAAAGUGGGUAACAGUAACACUACUUCCGACGACGAAGGGUUUGGGCCUAAUUUUUCAUGGCAAGGAAUGAUCAACACCCCACUUACUUAACGGGAACAGUCGAUUAUGAUCGACCGAGAAAAGUCGGUGAAUUUUUUCGGGACAGAGGAAGUAAUUAUUACGAAAUAUUUGUUUAAUUAUAUACAUAGUAUGUGAUGUAUGUGUGCUAAAAUCUAUAAUUUGUCUUCCAAGAAAAGAAUAAUGCAUAGGGUUUUGUUUAUGUCAAUUAGAUUAUCAGCUUGAUUCCUAAAACUUAAAUUUUUUCAA